Rotaria sordida is the source of this 1482-nucleotide messenger RNA. The record is from the annotation of a GenBank genome assembly. Lineage: Eukaryota; Metazoa; Rotifera; Eurotatoria; Philodinida; Philodinidae.
AUGAGUAGUAGUGAUGCUGCUCGAUUUUUUGAUACGUCCGGUUGUUUAAAUUUAUCACGUCCAACAACUGGUGCACCAAUUUUCUCAUCAACUAAUCGUCGUAAUGAACGUACACGACCAAUUAGUAGUUCAAUACCAAUACGAGGUCAAUUAAAAAUUGAUUUGUAUAAUUUUGAACAUAUGGAUUUUAUUGAUUCAAAAUAUGUAUUAACAAGUCCUCGUUCACUUGAAGCUUGUGCUCGUCUUAAUAUAAAACCUGUUAUAUUACUUCCAAAACGAUUGGCUGAUAUACAAGAUGAUAUUGGCUCAGAAAAAGUACGACUUUCAACAUUAGCUGAUGUUCGAGAUCAAAUGGAAGUAGAUCGAUUAGCAAAUCUACAACGUUGUCGAGAAGAACGUGAAAAAAUUAUUCGAGAAGAAACUCUUGCUAAUCCAUCAUCAACAAAAAUGAUUGAUCCUCAACCAUCUAUUGUCCGUAGCAGUUCAAUACCUCGACGAACUUACGUAGAAACAAAAUUCAAUCCAUCUAAUUCUCUUCUAUAUGGCCUUGACCAACCAACUACAAUCAACAGUGUCCCAACACGUUCUCAAUCAGCAACAGCUGUCAAAUUUUCUGAAUAUGAUACAUAUGCUCGUCUUCCAUCAAGAUCAACAUCUGCGACUCGGAUACCAAUAGCAAAUUCCAUUCUUAAAUCGUCUAUUUCUCAAUGGCCACCGACAUCAUCAUAUUAUGAAGCUGAUAAUCGUGAUGAUCAAUAUGAACAACGAGCAUCAUCAGCUCAUGUCAUCGACGAUGCUCGACGAUUGAAUAAGAAUCUUCAACGUAUGAGUAUAUCUGAUCAUGGUUCAAAACAAAACAAAAAUGAACGAUAUGUAAAUGGUCUUGAAAAUGUGAAACAAAUGAUAGAACGACGUGUAACACAUUCAACAUCAGGAAAUGAUCCAGAUAUUGCAACAUUCGAAAAGAAACAAUAUGAAGUUUUACUUGGACAUUAUGAUCAUGAAUUAAAAAUUCAAAAAGCAAGAGAAAAUGCACUUCGAACAAAAAAAGAAAAAGAAAUCGAACGUUAUGAAACAUUAUUACAUGAUUUCCUAGAUCAUUCAAAAGCUGAUGAACGUCGAGAAAAUGAAAUUCGUCGUAAAAUUAAUAAACUUCAUCAUACACGACAACUUUAUGAAACAUUACAAGCAAAAAAUUAUGAAAUGCAAUUACAAGACUUACAAAAACACCGUGCAGAAUUACAAUAUAAAAUAAAGAACAAAGAUCGACGUACAAAACAUUUUGUGAAAGAUAAAAAAGAGACAACUCAUUUAUCUCGAUCAUUGGCGAAAUCUUCACAAGAUCUUCGAGAAUAUUUACGAGAAACAAAUGAAAAUUUUGCUGAAAGAGCUAAAAAAGCUGAAUUAACAAAUAGUGUUUUAGACAAAAAGUCAACAAUGCCUCUUAAUCGACGUCAUUUCCAAUCGUCGCUUCGAACAUAA